Molecule: messenger RNA, 746 nt
Organism: Lethenteron reissneri (Far Eastern brook lamprey)
Lineage: Eukaryota; Metazoa; Chordata; Hyperoartia; Petromyzontiformes; Petromyzontidae
Product: prominin-1-A-like
Cellular component (GO): apical plasma membrane; cell surface; prominosome
Molecular function (GO): cholesterol binding
Source: RefSeq, a predicted model, not a curated record
UUCCGGCUGCCUCCUCCUCCUCCUAAAGUCGUCCACUCUCCAUCCUCAUCCAUCCAUCAUCAUCGACUCGUCCUACCGGCACCACGUCUCGAGUCCACCGCACCAGAUGCCCGAUUCAGCCUUUUGCAGCCUUCCCGCAGCGACGAUGGCUGGUGGUGUGACGGCAUUCCCGGCGGUUUUUGUACUGCUGGCGCUCGUCCUCGUGUCGAGCGUGCCGUCCACCACGCUGGACUUUGGGCAAGUUCCUACGGCCACCUACGUGACCGACACCAGUUACGACGCCGGCGCCAUCGGAACGCUCUUCUUGAUGAUGCACAAGUUUCUGGACCUCGUUCAGCCGAAUUCAUUUCCUCACGAGCUACUCGCCAAAGCUAUGAAGCAAGGUUUUGGAGUCGUAAACAAGGACUAUCGCCAGAUCAUCCGCUAUGAGCUCGGCUUUAUCGUGUGCGCGGCUUUGGGCGUCGCCUUCCUGCUGCUGCUCCCGCUGGCGGGCUGCUGCAUGUGCCGCCGCCGCCGCUGCUGCGGGAACCGCCGCGGAGAGAUGCUUCGGAGGCCACGGAAGAACGACGACUGCAAACGCAGCUGCCACGGCGCCUCGCUCCUCCUCGUCACGCUCGCCGUCGAGGCGGGCAUUGUGUGUGCCUACGUGGCCAACAACAAUGUGACCAACAAUAUCCGGCAGUCGGAGACCCUGCUGUCGAGCAACUUGAAGGACGUCCGGACCCUGCCUCAACACUACGCCCCGU